AUGCACUUCAACGCUGUCGCCGGGUUACUCACCCUUGCCACUGUGGCCGCUGCCAACACGCUCAAUGCUGCCGACUUCCCAGGUGCUUGCGCAGACCAGUGCAACUACGCCGUCAGUCUGUCGUCCACAUGCGCAGACCAGACAUCGAGCGACGCCGAGGAGCGCCAAUGCAUCUGCGGUGCUGGCGCGAGAAACGAGCUGAUGUACUGCGCGGCAUGCUCCAUCUCCAAUGGCCAGAAUGACCCUGACAGCAAUCUUGCCGAGAUCCUCACAUCAUGUGGCUGGAGCUAUGCCGACGCUGCUAGUUCCGCUGCCUCUUCUGCUGGCGACGCUGCCACUUCGGCUGGAGGAGAUGUUACCUCAGCUGUUGGGGGAGUCGUCACCACAAUUACCUCGGAUGGUAGCGAGAUUGUCAGCACGAUUACUUCUGGUGUUGGUGCAAUCGUUACAACCAUUACUUCAGAUGGCAGUGAAAUCUUGUCAACCAUCACAUCUGGCGUUGGUGGAGUUGUUACCACCAUCACCUCGGAUGGAAGUGAGAUUCUUAGCACAAUUACUUCUGGUGUUGGUGGCGUUGUGACCACAAUCACCUCCGAUGGAAGCGAGAUUCUGAGCACGAUCACUUCUGGCGCCGGAGGUGUCGUGUCUACCAUCACAUCCGGAGGUAGUGAAAUUCUGUCUACCAUUACGUCUGGUGCUGGCGGUGUUGCAUCCACUCUCUCGACCGGCGUCUCUGGAGUUGUGUCCAGUGCUACGGAUGCAGCUGGAAGCGCCGCAGGUAGCGCUACAUCUUCAACUGGAGGCAACGCCGGUGUCGCUGCUACACCUGCUGUCGGUGGCCUCUUGGCCGGUUUGAUGGUCGGCGUUGCCAUGCUGUAG
This is a messenger RNA of Pestalotiopsis fici W106-1, 879 nucleotides long. RefSeq lists its product as uncharacterized. The record is from RefSeq and is a predicted model, not a curated record. NCBI's taxonomy places the organism in Eukaryota, Fungi, Ascomycota, Sordariomycetes, Amphisphaeriales, Sporocadaceae. The transcript is spliced from 2 exons. The coding region runs from base 1 to 879 and encodes 292 amino acids.